CAGGCGGGGGUUGCCGCUGCUCCUCGAAUACAUACAAGUCCCCGCGGUCGGGUGGUGGUUGCUGCUGCAAGUCGAUAUGCUCUCACAUCGGAGUAAGGAACGGAGUGAGUGCGUGUGGCGUCUGUUUGCAUGCGUGUGUCAGGAGGCAUAAUCUGCAUGUAAACACAGGUGCAUGCGCUGUUCCUUUGGACACGCUCAACUACGGCGCUCUUCGCCCCAUCAUCACCACCCACCAUGUUUGGGAAGAAAGUGCGGCGGAAACAGCAGUACCACCUGCUCCGCAUUCCCGGCGAGAUCCGCAACCAGAUCUACUCGGACCUCCUCCUCUCCUCUCCACACGCUGUCCCGAUCUACCGAGGCGGCGGCAAAAAGGCCGCGGCCCCGGGGACGGCAACCAGGACGACCGACGAGGUACUCUCGGCGCUGACGGUGCUGACGGCGCUGCUGCGCACCUGCCGCCAGAUCCACCGCGAGGCCGGCACGCUCUUUUACUCGCGCGCCCGCUUCGCCCUGCCCCCGGACGCCUCGCGCGCCCCGCACCAGGCGCAGGUCAACCUCCUCUUCCGCGCCUUCCUCGACCGCAUUGGUCCCCGCAACGCCGCCCUCAUCCGCCACCUCGCCAUCCCCUUCCCGGUCGACCCGGACCUCUUCCUCCAGCACGCCUCCCUCUUCCCUCGAAGGCGGCCGCCGGGGGGACAGGAGGGAAGGAGAGAGCCGGCGAGCGGACAUACUGAUGAGCAGCGGAGAGACGAGGAUGAGUACGGCAAUGAGUACGGCGAUGAGUACGACGGUGACGACGACGACGAAGACGCGGCGUUGUUGCUGAUCACAGCGCUGCGGCGGCGUUGCCCCGCCCUCGAGACGCUCACGUUCGACCUGCGGUGCAACAACAGCUGGGCGCGGCGGUUGCUGCUGCUGUUGAACGUGAUGACGGAGGCGGCAACUAGGAAGACAACAAAGACAACAACAACGAUGAUAAGUAUGACAACGACGGCGCAGGUGACGGGCGCCGCGCAGGCGGCAGCGCUGCGACUGUUUGGCCCGGUCGACUCCCUGCUUCGGGCGGCAUUCCCGCGCCUCAAGCGCGUGGACCUGCUGCUGGGCGCCGGGGUGUACCGGAACCCCUGGGCGGAUCCGAUCACGCCGGCCGAGGCGGCAUGGCUGCAGGCGGUGCUAGGGAGUGAAAUGGAGGGGAAGGAGAAGGAGGACAAGCAGAAGAUGAUGAUGAAGGAGAGGAAGAAGAAGGAUAAGCGGGGGUUCAGUGCCAAGUGGGACGUGACGGUCGAGGAUGGGAACAAGGAGGAAAGGGGGGGGAGCAAUGCCGAAGCGGCAGGCAGCAGCUCCGCGAACAACUGGCGCUCCGGGGGGGGAUGGGAAUGGUGGGGGGUGGGCAAGUGGUACGGGACGCCACGGAGACCGCGGCACGCGAUCGAGGUGCUCUACGGCCCGCCCGCGCACGCCGUCCGGUCCGAGAUGCACGACCAGUGGACCAGCCUGGACGUGGGGCUAGCCUACCUCCGGCUUGCCAUCGCCUGGCUGCGGUCGCCCACCCGGGCCGUCCUCGACCGGGAGGAGGCCGUCGAGUGGAAGCGCUGGAGGCGGGCCAUGCUCGCCAACGCCGCCCCCCGCGGCCGCGGGACCCUCUCGCUCAAGAGUUUGCGAGUUGGCGGGGGGUCCGGGAGGCGGAGCCUGCGCUCACUGAUAUGUCGGAAACAGACCUAAGAGUGGCGGGGUCGUCAUGCUGUUCUUCGCAAUUGGGGUGUUUCCUUGGUUCAGGGCGUUUGAGGAGUCUUGCUCGCAGUAUGCAUGCAUACCUAAGGGUUCUUUUUUUGUUCUCGUCUUGCUUCUUUUCUUUCUUUCUUUCUAAGGUUGGGGGCGUUUCUGGCC
Thermothelomyces thermophilus ATCC 42464 is the source of this 1887-nucleotide messenger RNA. RefSeq lists its product as uncharacterized. The transcript has a single exon. NCBI's taxonomy places the organism in Eukaryota, Fungi, Ascomycota, Sordariomycetes, Sordariales, Chaetomiaceae. The coding region runs from base 235 to 1722 and encodes 495 amino acids. The record is from RefSeq and is a predicted model, not a curated record.